AUGGACGCUGAAUACAUAAACCAGACAAAGGGUCCACGUAUUCUAGGGGUCUUCUGGGCUUUUUUCAGUGUAAGCGUGGUGAUGGUAUCCUUACGAUUUUAUAUCCGAGUCCGAGUGUUGAGGAACAUUGGACUCGAUGAUUAUAUUGUCCUGGUGGCAAUGGUUAUGGUCACCAGUUAUACAAUUCUCACCACGGUGAACGUCGUUUUAGGCUACGGAAGCCAUACCUCUGUCUUGAUGGAAAAAGGCGGGAUUGACUUGAUCGAACGUAUUCUAGUCAUUAAUUAUGCAAACUUUGCACUAGGAAUCAUGUCUUUCACAACUCCAAAACUGGCAAUCGCUGCUCUCCUGAAUCGCAUCAUGAAUCCCAGCCGCUUGAGCCGAGUAUGGCUAUGGAUAUUGACAGCCUCGGUGUUCGUGACAUCCACCAUCUGCAUCAUCGUUCUAUUCACCAUGUGUGAUCCUCCCCGGGCUUUAUGGAAGGUACAUCUCAUGAGUGAGGGGGCAAAAUGUCGUUCGACCAAGAUUUUGGUGGGCUAUGCAAUCUUCACUGGAGUUCUGUCGGCGGGGGUCGAUCUAUAUCUUGCAGUUUACCCGACUGUGGUAUUGCUACAACUUCAAAUGUCGAUUCAGAAAAAAUUGGCCCUGUGUGCGGCUUUGGGGUUGGGCGCCGUAGCCUGUGCAAUGGCUAUUAUUAAGUGUCUACAGCUACCAGGUCUAUAUAAUACGGAAGACUCAACAUAUGCAACAGCAGAUCUUGUUAUAUGGACGAGCGUCGAGUCCAACAUCAUCAUAAUGGCCUCCUGCAUCCCAACCUUGGGUCCGAUCUAUGAAAUGAUUCGAGGCAGACGUUCCUGGAGCUCACACGCGCGAUACGAGAGCGGAAAGUUGCGCUCUUACACGGAUAGACCCACGAAGAAAUCGGCAAGCAAUACUCGCGAGGACGAGGAUAUCCUCAUGACCACGGAUAUUAGGGUUACAAGGAGCGGCAGCCAAGAAAGCAUUUUGAACUCGGAUCAACUCCGGAAAGAGGCCUAUGUGGCAGGUAAGAUUCAUCGCACGGAUCAGGUAAAGAUCGAGUACGAGACAAGACCUCAAGGUGAGAAUGGACCUGCACCUUCAUGGUAG
Penicillium roqueforti is the source of this 1128-nucleotide messenger RNA. RefSeq lists its product as uncharacterized. The record is from RefSeq and is a predicted model, not a curated record. The transcript has 6 exons. NCBI's taxonomy places the organism in Eukaryota, Fungi, Ascomycota, Eurotiomycetes, Eurotiales, Aspergillaceae. Bases 1 to 1128 code for a protein of 375 amino acids.